Messenger RNA from Vombatus ursinus (common wombat), 1310 nucleotides. RefSeq names its product protein phosphatase 1 regulatory subunit 7 (gene PPP1R7). Bases 54 to 1133 code for a protein of 359 amino acids. The record is from RefSeq and is a predicted model, not a curated record. The transcript has 10 exons. Gene Ontology annotation, molecular function: protein binding. NCBI's taxonomy places the organism in Eukaryota, Metazoa, Chordata, Mammalia, Diprotodontia, Vombatidae.
UGAUUGGCUGAGGGCUGUGGCGACAGCUUCCGGAAAAGGGAAGAGCCACCAACAUGGCGUCGGGGGGCGGCGCGGGGCUGCAGCAGCCGCCGCAGGAGAUGAUGGAGGUGGACAGAAGAGUUGAGUCUGAAGAGUCGGGGGAUGAAGAGGGAAAGAAACAUGGAGCAGAGUUGGUCUCAGACCUCAGUCAGCAAAGCCUGAGAGAUGAUCAGAACCUCGACAACCCAGAAGAGGACUCUGAGCUGCCUGUGGACAUGGAAACUGUUCACUUGGAUGAAGAUGCCGAGGAUGUUGAUCUAAAUCAUUAUCGAAUUGGGAAAAUUGAAGGGUUCGAAGUCCUGAAGAAAGUGAAGACCCUCUGCCUCCGUCAGAACCUCAUUAAGUGUAUUGAGAACCUGGAAGAGCUACAGAGCCUUCGAGAGCUGGACCUCUAUGACAACCAGAUCAAAAAGAUUGAGAACCUGGAGGCGCUCAAGGACCUUGAGACUUUAGAUAUUUCUUUUAAUCUUCUACGAAACAUCGAAGGGAUAGAUCAGCUCACCCAGCUGAAGAAACUUUUCCUGGUCAACAAUAAAAUCAACAAAAUUGAAAACAUAAGUAACCUCCAGCAAUUAAAGAUGUUAGAACUUGGAUCAAAUCGAAUCCGGGCCAUCGAGAACAUCGACAGCUUGACCAACCUCGACAGCUUGUUCUUGGGGAAAAAUAAGAUAACCAAGCUGCAGAAUCUGGACGCCCUCAGCAACCUGACGGUGCUCAGCAUGCAGAGCAACCGGCUGACCAAAAUCGAAGGCCUCCAAAGCCUGGUGAACCUUCGGGAGCUCUACCUCAGCCAUAACGGCAUCGAGGUCAUCGAGGGCUUGGAGAACAACAACAAACUCACAAUGCUGGACAUUGCAUCAAACAGAAUCAAAAAGAUUGAAAACAUCAGCCACCUAACAGAACUGCAGGAAUUCUGGAUGAAUGACAACCUCAUCGAGAGCUGGAGUGACUUGGAUGAAUUGAAGGGAGCCAAGCACCUGGAGACAGUUUACCUGGAGCGCAACCCUCUGCAGAAAGACCCCCAGUACCGGCGUAAGAUCAUGCUGGCCCUGCCCACCAUCCGGCAGAUCGAUGCCACCUUUGUGCGGUUCUGAGUCUCGCCCGUCCUCGCGUCCCUCCUCCCAGCAGCCGCGCCUCGGCCACGGGCUUCUUACUGACCAGCAACUAUCGAUGGCCAAUAAAAACCACUGAGUGAUCACACACACGUGUAUGACGCGCCCUCUUACGAUUGUUUUUGAGAUGUUAUUAUUAUUAAAUCUUGCAACACAAUG